AUGUGGGUACUUGGUCUCCACAAAGUCCAUGGAGAAGAGAGCAUUGUAGUGCUCUUGGUACAUGGGGAGCUCAUCCUCUCUUGCUCUGACUCCUCCUCUUCCAUGGCUCAUUCUGGUUGCUCUUGCUCAUCUCUCAACCAAUUGGUUCACCUCUUCUCCUUCCUCUUUCAGUCAUCACCCUUCUCUUGUGGAAUGUUUACCCAAUUUCAAACUCUCCCUUCGCUCUCACUACUAUGGGUCAUUCCUCUUCUUGGUCCUUCUCUCUUCCCUCACCCUCUAAUCUCUUCCUCAGAUCCUCCUUGUCAUUCUUGA
This is a messenger RNA of Microthlaspi erraticum, 312 nucleotides long. The record is from the annotation of a GenBank genome assembly. Lineage: Eukaryota; Viridiplantae; Streptophyta; Magnoliopsida; Brassicales; Brassicaceae.